AUGAGACAGAAGAGGGAGAGGAGGCCUGAGGCCCAGGGUGGACACCAGCCAGCCAUGGCCGCGGCUGAGACUGUCCUGCCCUCCAUCAGCACUCUCACCAGCCUGGGCCAGUUCCUGGACACACAGGAGGACAUCAAGCAGUGGUGGCGCCACGACCAGACGCAGGAUUUGGGCCCUGGGCCCCCCCUUCAAGUGAGUGUGAAAUCGGAGGACCCGCCAGGAGAGGACGAGGAUGAUGAGAAGGACAUGACCUGUGCCUGGGGUCCGGAUCUUUUCCUCACAAACUUUCCAGGUCCCGAGCCGCCUGGCACUUCCCGGACCUGUGCCCUGGCGCCCAGCGGAGGCCCAGUGGCACAGUUCGCGCCGCCGGAGCCUCUGGGCGCUUAUGUGGGUGGCCCAGGGUUGGUGACCGGGCCUUUGGGCUCAGAGGAGCACGCGGGCUGGGCGCACCCCGCCCCGCGAGCCUCAGCGCCUGAACCCUUCGUGGCCCCAGCCCUAGCCCCAGCCCUAGCCCCGGGACCCGCGCCCAAGGCGCAGCCGGCUUUCUCCGACUCGCGAGCGGCCUCGGCAGGGGGCUUCUUCCCGCGGGCGGGGCUCGCGGUGCCCGCGGCUGCCGGGGCCCCCUACGGGCUGCUGUCGGGGUACCCGGCGCUGUACCCCGCGCCACAGUACCAAGGGCAUUUCCAGCUCUUCCGCGGGCUCGCGGCGCCUUCGGCGGGCCCCGCCGCGCCCCCUUCCUUCCUGAAUUGUCCGGGACCCGGAGCGGCGGGCCCCGACCUCGCGGCCUCCGCGCUCGCGGGAGACGCAGGCCUGUCCCCGGGAGCCGCGCCGCUCAAGCGCAGCCGGCGAGCUCUGGCGGGGAAGAGGCAGGCAGCACACACGUGUGAGCACCCGGACUGCGGGAAGAGCUACACCAAGAGCUCGCACCUCAAGGCUCACCUGCGCACGCACACAGGGGAGAAGCCUUACGCCUGCUCCUGGGACGGCUGCAGCUGGAAGUUCGCCCGCUCCGAUGAACUGACCCGCCACUUCCGGAAGCACACUGGACACCGCCCCUUCUGCUGUGGGCUCUGCCCACGAGCCUUCUCGCGCUCUGACCACCUCGCUUUGCACAUGAAGCGUCACCUCUGAGUGAUCCCGCGCAGGGACUGGGGGGGAAUGAGUUUUCCAGGGGACGGGCCGUUAUUGGACUUCCGGCCCCACAGACCUACCCAGACCAAGAACUGACCCUUAGACCAUGCAGAGGAGCCCUCGACAGAAGCCUCACACGUCCCCGGGGAACCACACAGAAACAGAUGGCCUCACACCCCAGCAAGACAGACCACCAAAUAAAUCAUCUCACAUGGACCCUCAGACCGGUGCAGGAGUGCCCCGGAGUCCUGGAGCUGGAAUGGGGGAGAUGCACCAGAGUCUAGAAGAAGGCUUCAUGCUGUGCCCAUCAGCGAGGUUGUCAUGGUUACCAUAAAAUUCUCCACUAUAAAACAGUGUUGGCCUCACUGUGGUAUGGGGCUGGAAAUUAGGAGGGGCAUUGAGUCCCCAAGAGGUGAUGCGUUUUCUGUAUGCACACCUUCUGAAGGUCCUAAAACUCAGUCAACUCCUGAUGGAUGACAGCCCCAACCCCCUCCCACCCCAGCACUGUACCCUUCUCCCCCAUCAAGAUCAGCCGAUAUAAUCCAGUCAUGUGUUGUGGAGGAAUAAUGACAAUUUUAUCUGCCCCCCCCCCCUUUUUCUUGAGACGGGAACGUACUGUGUUUGGCCUGAAAUAAUGUUGACCAGGCUGGCAUCGGCCUCACAGAGAUUACUGUCAUCCUGCCUCUUGUCUCCCAAGUGAUUUUUUUUCCUUUUGUUUGUUUGCUUUUUGUUUUUUGAGACAGGAUUUCUCUGUGUAGCCUUAUCUGUCCUGGACUUACUUUGUAGACCAGGUUGGCCUUGAACUCACAGAUAUCUGCCUGCCUCCGUCUCCCAGAAUGCCAGGGAUAUAUGGAGAAAUCCUAUCUUGAGAAAACAAAAAAGACGGUGUGGGGGCACACACCUGUAAUCCAGUGCUCUGGGAAGCAUCGACAGACAGAUCUCUCUGAGUUCAAGGCCAGCCUGGUCCACAAAGCCAGUCCAGGGCAGCCAAGGCUACACAGAAAGAAAAAAAAAAAAAGGGGGUGGUGGCAGUGGGGGGUGGAGAGAUGGUUCAGGAUGGUUCAGAUGGAUGUUCUUCUGGAGGUCCCGAGUUCAAGUCCCAGCAACCACAUCUAUAACCAGAUCUAUGAGUCUGGUGCCCCUUUCUGGCAUGCAAGCAGAACACUGUAUACAUA
Messenger RNA from Meriones unguiculatus (Mongolian gerbil), 2306 nucleotides. It is a transcript of the gene Klf1, whose product is annotated as KLF transcription factor 1. The coding region runs from base 1 to 1131 and encodes 376 amino acids. Gene Ontology annotation, biological process: regulation of transcription by RNA polymerase II. The transcript has 3 exons. The record is from RefSeq and is a predicted model, not a curated record. Lineage: Eukaryota; Metazoa; Chordata; Mammalia; Rodentia; Muridae. Gene Ontology annotation, molecular function: DNA-binding transcription factor activity, RNA polymerase II-specific; RNA polymerase II cis-regulatory region sequence-specific DNA binding.